Molecule: messenger RNA, 2151 nt
Organism: Rosa chinensis
Lineage: Eukaryota; Viridiplantae; Streptophyta; Magnoliopsida; Rosales; Rosaceae
Exons: 1
Coding region: 1-2151 (716 amino acids)
Source: RefSeq, a predicted model, not a curated record
AUGGAUAGAACAUGGAUGGUUGCGGAUAGGAGAUCUCGUCAAUAUAAAUUAGGGGUGACACAGUUCUGUAAAUUUGCCUUGGAAAAUGCUAGAGACCCUAACCAUAUUCCCUGUCCUUGUACAAAUUGUGGAAAUGUUGACUACUUUUCCGCUGCUGUAAUAAGGGACCAUCUAUUUGUGAAUGGAAUUGAUGCUAGUUAUGAUAGAUGGAAUGAGCAUGGGGAGGCCUUAUUAGACUUAGGAAUAGAGGAAUAUACUGAUGACGCAGAAGCAGGUUCAGAUUCACACAGUUCUUACUCUGUGAAUGGCAAUGAGAUACCUGAAUAUGAAGCAGGGUUGGGUAGUGACGCAGAGAUGGAAAGUGAUGAGUGUAAUGAGUUUAGACAGUUUGUCGAUGACGCCAAUAAACCGUUAUAUCCCGGUUGUGAUAGUCACACAAGGUUGAAUGUUCUAGUAAGACUUUAUAACUUAAAAGCAAAGCACGGUAUGAGUGAUAUUGCUUUCUCUGAGUGGUUGGUUGCCUUUGCGGAGUUUCUUCCAGUAGGCAAUGAGAUACCUGCCUCUGUCUAUGAGGCAAAGAAGACCCUGAGUUCUCUAGGAAUGGAUUACACUAAAAUUCAUGCCUGCCCGAAUGAUUGUAUUCUGUAUAGAAAAGAGUAUGUUGAUGCAACUGAGUGCCCUAGAUGUGGUAUUUCAAGAUGGAAAAUAGGCAAAAACUCCAAAGAGAGGGAAGGUGUACCUGCAAAGGUACUUUGGUACUUUCCCCCUAUUCCUAGGUUCAAAAAAAUGUUUCAAUCAAAGGAUACAUGUAAGAGUCUGACUUGGCAUGCUACUGACAGAAAACGCGAUGGCUUCAUGCGUCAUCCGGCCGAUGCAGCUUCGUGGAAGUUAGUAGUUGAUAAAUGGCCAGACUUUGGUUCUGACCCUAGAAACCUGAGACUUGCAUUGUCAUCAGAUGGGUUCAAUCCUCACAGUUCAUUAAGCAGCAAGUACAGUUGUUGGCCUGUUAUUCUAGUUGCAUAUAAUCUGCCUCCAUGGCUCAUAAUGAAAAGGAAACACAUGUUGUUGACUUUAUUGAUUUCUGGGCCUAAACAACCAGGAAAUGAUAUCGAUGUCUACUUGGAACCUUUGAUAGAUGACUUAAAACUGUUAUGGGAAGGAGUUAGUGGAGUCUACGACGCAAGACAAAGUGAAUACUUUACUCUUAGGGGUUUAUUAUUCUGGACAAUCAACGAUUUUCCAGCUUAUGGUAAUCUUUCUGGGAGUAUAGUUAAGGGGUAUAAUGCAUGCCCUAUUUGCCUUGAAAAAACAAAACCAAAAAGACUAGUGAAUGGAGGGAAAAUGGCCUACAUCGUGCAUAGGAGGUUUUUAGGAAGAAACCAUCCUUAUCGAAGGCAAAAGGCUGCUUUCAACAACCUUCCAGAACAUUCUCCCCCUCCUGUUCCUUUGAGUGGUGAAGAAGUAUUGCAAAGAGUGGAGCAGGAAGUUCCAAAGUGGCCUUUUGGGAAAAAAAAUCCCCCUCCUCCUUAUAAGGGUGGGGAUGAUGAAACCCGGCCUUGCUGGAAGAAAAAGUCUAUAUUUUUCGAACUUGAAUACUGGAAGUUUCUCCCUGUUAGGCACUGCCUUGAUGUGAUGGAUAUAGAGAAAAAUGUAUGUGAUAGUCUUAUAGGGACCUUGCUGAAUAUUCCUGGAAAAACAAAGGAUGGGGUGAAAACUCGGUUGGAUCUAGUCGAAAUGGGUAUUAGAUUAGGAUUGAAGCCUGAUCUCGAAGGUCCCAAGAAGGAGCGCUUGCCAUUGGCAAGCUGGAACUUAAAGACAAAUGAAAAAAGAUGCAUGUGUGGGUCUUUUUUUGGUAUGAAGGUUCCUGAAGGAUAUUCUUCUAACAUAUCAAACCUGGUUUCUAUGGAUGAUUUAAGGCUUAGUGGACUUAAAUCCCAUGAUUGUCAUGCCUUAAUGCAACAACUCCUCCCUGUUGCCAUCCGUGGUGUACUUGAAAAGCCGGUCAGAAUUGCUGUGAUAAGGUUGUGUCUGUUUUUUAACGAAAUCUGCAGCAAGACUAUCGAUGGUUCAAGGCUGCCAAAAAUCCAAAAUGAACUUGUUGAAACAUUGUGUGAGCUGGAAAAGUACUUCCCCCAUCCUUUUUUGACAUAA